Messenger RNA from Nycticebus coucang (slow loris), 7865 nucleotides. RefSeq names its product alkylglycerone phosphate synthase (gene AGPS). NCBI's taxonomy places the organism in Eukaryota, Metazoa, Chordata, Mammalia, Primates, Lorisidae. Gene Ontology annotation, molecular function: FAD binding; alkylglycerone-phosphate synthase activity. The record is from RefSeq and is a predicted model, not a curated record. Gene Ontology annotation, biological process: lipid biosynthetic process. The transcript is spliced from 20 exons. The coding region runs from base 232 to 2274 and encodes 680 amino acids.
ACCACGCAGGGUUCUAGGCUAACUCCGGGGCGCUUGUGGUUUGGCUUCUGGUCCAGCCAGUCCCGCGUGGACCGGUCAGCUCCACGUCAGCUCCUGGUUGGCAGGUGCACGCAGCCGGAGGCGAGAACCGAGGGGGCGCGCGCGGUGGGCGGGGGCCGAGAAUGUACAGUUCCGGGCGCAUGGCACCCACCGCCCAGUCGCCGCGGUGGCUGCUGGGAUGCGCCGCAGCGAAUGGUCGCGCCGGGCGCCGCUCGGAGUGACAUUUCACCCGCGCCCAGCGGUCCCGGGCGGCGGCACAAGACGGAAGCCAUGGCGGAGGCGGCGGCUGCAGCGGGCGGGACGAUCGCGGGCGCGAGCUCCGGCUCUGCAGCUGACCGGGACCAGGACCCGGACCGCGCCGGGCGGAGGCUGCGGGUUCUCUCGGGCCAUCUGUUGGGCCGGCCCCGGGAAGCUCUGAGUACCAAUGAGUGUAAAGCGCGGAGAGCCGCGUCGGCGGCCAUGGCGGCGCCCACGGCCACACCCGCCGCUCAGGAGUCCGGCAUCAUCCCCAAGAAACGGCAGGAAGUUAUGAAAUGGAAUGGAUGGGGAUAUAAUGAUUCCAAGUUCAUCUUCAAUAAGAAGGGCCAAAUUGAAUUGACUGGGAAAAGGUACCCUCUUAGUGGCAUGAUUUUACCAACUUUUAGAGAGUGGAUCCAGAAUAUCCUUGGUGUAAAUGUGGAGCAUAAAACUACCUCUAAAGCAUCCUUAAAUCCUAGUGAUGCACCUCCUUCUAUUGUAAAUGAAGAUUUUCUUCAUGAACUUAAAGAAACUAAUAUUUCAUAUUCACAAGAAGCAGAUGAUCGGGUAUUUAGAGCUCAUGGUCAUUGUCUUCAUGAGAUAUUUUUGCUCAGGGAAGGAAUGUUUCAGCGAAUUCCUGAUAUAGUCUUAUGGCCAACAUGUCAUGAUGAUGUAGUUAAGAUUGUGAAUCUAGCAUGCAAAUAUAACCUUUGUAUCAUACCAAUUGGUGGAGGAACAAGUGUUUCAUAUGGCCUGAUGUGUCCUGCAGAUGAGAGAAGAACAAUUAUUUCUUUGGACACUUCACAAAUGAAUCGAAUUCUUUGGGUUGAUGAGAAUAAUCUGACAGCUCAUGUAGAGGCUGGCAUAACAGGACAAGAAUUGGAAAGACAGCUUAAAGAAAGUGGUUAUUGUACAGGUCAUGAACCAGAUUCUCUGGAAUUCAGCACUGUGGGAGGAUGGGUAUCUACUCGGGCAUCAGGCAUGAAGAAGAAUAUCUAUGGCAAUAUUGAGGACCUGGUGGUUCAUAUAAAAAUGGUAACACCUAGAGGUAUAAUAGAAAAAAGCUGUCAAGGACCUCGUAUGUCAACAGGCCCUGAUAUCCAUCACUUCAUCAUGGGAUCUGAAGGAACUCUUGGUGUAAUAACGGAAGCGACAAUAAAAAUCAGACCAGUCCCUGAAUACCAAAAGUAUGGCUCUGUAGCUUUCCCUAAUUUUGAACAAGGAGUAGCCUGCUUAAGAGAAAUUGCAAAACAGAGAUGUGCUCCUGCAUCUAUUCGCCUCAUGGACAAUAAACAGUUUCAGUUUGGUCAUGCUCUUAAACCUCAGGUUUCCUCUAUUUUUACAUCAUUUUUGGAUGGAUUAAAAAAGUUUUAUAUCACAAAGUUUAAAGGAUUUGAUCCAAAUCAGCUAAGUAUAGCCACGUUAUUAUUUGAGGGGGACCGUGAGAAGGUUCUUCAACAUGAAAAACAAGUGUAUGACAUUGCUGCAAAAUUUGGUGGGUUGGCAGCUGGAGAAGAUAAUGGACAGAGAGGUUAUUUAUUGACCUAUGUCAUUGCAUAUAUUCGAGACUUGGGUUUGGAAUACUAUGUAUUAGGAGAAUCUUUUGAGACCUCUGCUCCUUGGGACAGGGUUGUAGAUCUCUGUAGAAAUGUAAAAGAAAGAAUAACAAGGGAAUGCAAAGAGAAGGGUGUUCAAUUUGCUCCUCUUGCCACAUGCAGGGUGACGCAGACUUACGACGCAGGUGCAUGUAUCUACUUCUAUUUUGCCUUCAACUACAGGGGAAUUAGUGACCCACUGACUGUGUUUGAACAAACUGAGGCAGCUGCUAGAGAAGAAAUCCUCGCCAAUGGAGGGAGCCUGUCACAUCACCAUGGAGUGGGCAAGUUACGGAAGCAGUGGCUAAAGGAAAGUAUCUCUGAUGUCGGCUUUGGGAUGCUGAAGUCUGUCAAGGAGUAUGUGGACCCCAAUAACAUCUUUGGAAACAGAAACCUUUUAUAAAUCGAUUAGUAUCGUUUAAAAAAAGGUCACUUUUUUUUAAAAAGCCUUCGACUAUGGUUAUACCAGUAAUCAAAUAUAACAUGGACUAUAUUUUGGCUACAUUUGUUUGUUGAUUUAAAAUAAGUGUGUUUUCAUUCUGUAGUUUGUUUUGUUUCUACAUCUAUGGAUUGACAGAUGGUAUUUCUAAAUCUCUCUCAUUGUAGGUAUAUCAGUUUACAACCCAACUGGUUGUCAUUUCAAAUUUUAGUCAAGCAGUUCAAGACUGUCAGUUAUUUUGGAGGAAGGUGCUGCUAGCUGUUUUGUAUUGAUGCUUCCUCUUGGGGAACAAAGGCAGAUUUUGGUGUCAUCUAUUGCUCAUCUAAUAUCUUUUUAAAAGAACAUUCUGGGAAGCAGUUAUCUAGGGAAGGAGAUUCCGCUGAGGAGUGAUACAUAUACAUGUUUAUUAAGAGCCUAUUCUAGUGUGACUAGGCCAUUAAGGGAAUAUAUUCAUGAAAGAGUAGAGAGAAUAGUUCAUUUAGAAUGGUUUUGGUUUUAUAAGGUGCUUGGCCUACAUUUUUAUUUGAAAUUACUAAACAGGUAUAAAACUGUAAAUCAUCAGUAUACAAAUUAUUUUGUUAGGGGACAUCUUUUUCUCUGCUUCUAUUUCUUCUGAGAAAUGAGCUGUUUUGUAUCACUGAGAUAACCUAUUGUUAUAUCCAAGUUCGUUUAUAGUAUGUUUUGUAAGAAAAGAUGACUUAACAUUCAUUGUAAGUGAAGAACAAGGGUUACCAGGAAAGGAACACCUUUAUUUAACUGAGAGUCCUGCUGUUUCUGAUUUCACAUUCUUGUUGCUGAGAUGCAGAAGAAGCUACAAUGGGCAGAAGGAAGUCUUUACGCAUGAUGCCUUCAGUUGGAAGAAUGGUUUGUCUGAAAAAACAUCAUUUGGCUUUUGAAUUUGAAAGCCUCAAAAGUUUCAGUGACAACUUUAUUUUUUAAACUAACUCAAACAGCAUGAUAAAUUUUCAUAUAAAAUUAAAUUGUCGAUUUAGUUUUUAAUAAUGGUUUAAUGCCUUUUUGAAUUACUGGUUUAACCUAAACUUUUAAAAGAACGUAAUGUAUUAUUGCAUAUCCACGUAUCAUAAUCAGAAGUUUGAGAUAUCUUAUUUCUUAAAUAAUGACAUUAAUCAUAUUUAGCAAGCAUUUUUACAUUUAAACCUGGAUAUUAAAAUAAGAGAAAUGAUUACUUUGAAUCACUGUCUGUCAAGGUUCAUGAUUCACAUUUUGAGAUGGAUUCUUUUCUUAAUGCAAUACCUAACUUUUGAUAAUUUUUUAAAAUUAAUAUUUGAUCAGAUAAUGUAAGUCAAAAUGCAGAUGAUCCUUUAAAAGGACACUCUGUGUAGCAACAGCUCCAAAGUAUUUUUGGGCAGUUUGAUACCUUUUCUAUCUGAAAUAGCCUUAACCAGAAAAAUGAAAAUUUAAAAUUGACAAAAUGAUAUUUUUAAAACUUCAAAAUGAUAAAUAAUUUUUAACUAUUAAAAUUGGCCUCAAACUAAUAAACUUUAAUCUGUAAGCAAAUCAAAAUUAAAUAUUAGUUUAACAACAAAAACUAAAUAAUUAUUUUUUAGAAGCUGCCUCUCUUCAUUGGUGAUGUAUUUUUUUCUUUUUUUUGCAGUUUUUGGCCGGGGCUGGGUUUGAACCUGCCACUUCCAGCAUAUGGGGCCGGCGCCCUACCCUUUUGAGCCACAGGCGCCACCCGGUGAUUUAUUUUUAAUUCUAAAAUUUUCAGGAGAUCUUUGCUUGAAACCCUUAAUAUUUGAAAUGGAUAUUUGAUGAGAAAAUUGCCUCUAGAAUUAUAACAAUCUCAGCUUUAUAAAAUGCAUCUAUUCAUGAAGGUAAUUUCUCUAAUUGGUGAUCAAAAUACAAAAUUUAAUAAGGUACUAGUAUCUCACUGGAAGUAUAUACAUGUUUCUGAGAAGUUUUUUAAAAUAAAAUAGAUUCAUAAGUAGAUUCAUUCCCUUGCAUGUGAUUGUUACAACAUUCUCUUCCAGAGAGUUCAGAUUUCAGCAGCCUUGGAAAUCUGUAUUUGUUAUUAGGAAACUAUAAAUGUAACAUCUGAAAUUAACUGUGUUCACUAUUGUACAUGAACCUUAAGGAAAAUGGUGGUUUAUGUCUUUGUUUUUCAGUGUAUGCAGGAUUCCCAACUUUGAUUUUAUAAUAACAACUACAUUUUGUAGUUGGAGUCAUUUCUACAGGGAACAUUUUCAAACAUAAGAACAUUCAUCGGUACCCUGUUGCUCUGACGUAGUAAAUUAGAAAGCUUUUCCCCCACUUUUAUACACCCACUUCUGGGAGGUGCCUCAAUAUAGACUUAGUGUCUGUGGAGGACAGAGUUCAUGAAUAUGCACAGAAGCACUUAAACCAUGCCUCUUACUUCUGAAGUAUAUGAAAAUGGCUUCAUAAAAGCUAAAGUCAGGAGAACAUUAUGUGAGCCUUCUUAACUCAUUUUGAAUAAGUUUAUUUAAAAUUUUUUAAAAGCCCAUAUGUAGUCUAUUUGGUUUUCAGUACUGUGUAACACUUCUCUUUCUUAAAUUAGUCAUAUUUGUAAUAUUUUACUUAAAUUUGAUGAUGUUACAUUUGGAAUGGGGUUUCAGUGGGAAUGGAAACGUGCUGCUAGUGAGAAAUGGCUUUGAAUACUAGAGACUCAAUAUGAACAGGCUUUACUGACCUUUAGAGAAACUGUUGCCUUAAUGUUUGGUGCAAUUUAUAGUAAUACAUAAGUGAAUUUAGUCUUACAAUAAAUCACUUGAGCAUUUUUUAGUUUGGUAAGAAUCAUGGAAGUCACAUGUUCAUUGUCCCCAUCAUUUUACAUAAGGAGGAUUAGAUUCAUUCUUCUUCUGAGGAAUUAGGAGUUUUCUUAAUUCCUCGAAGUACUUACAAAUUAUAAUACUAUUACUUAAAAGUUAUUUAUGAAGCUAGAAGCCUUACAAUGUGCUUAGUUGUAUAUUUUGAAAACAAAAGCCCAAUAAAGGAUGAGCUUCCAUCAGUGUGUGUACUAUCCUACAUACAAAUGGUUGCAAGGAAGCCCCCUCCCUCCGAAUAUUCUGUUAAUAACUGCUAAGUCCUAGCUUGCAUUUUUCAAAAUGCCUUUCUGCAUGUUGGCCCCCAGCAGUCUUCCUUUGUCACAUUCUUUAAUAGCUACAAUUUAACUGUAGCUUAACAGAGAUACUUUGUAAUCUUAAGUUGAAUUGUGUUCCUUUGGCUUUUCAAAAUAGGGCUGGGUUUGGUUGAGUCUAUUCCAUAUAAAUAUCAGAAAACAGUUAUUUACUAUACAGAUCGAUUUGCAAACUGCAUGUGCUGGCGCUUGAGUCAGCCAAAAUGGAAUGCUGCAGAAAGCUCAUCUUUAUUUUAAGAAACACAGAGACAGGAAUUAAGGACAACUUUAAUAACUUGGUUUAUCAUUUACUCUUCAGCAACUUUGACUUUAAUUAGGACUUAGCUCAUGGUGGGGAAAAGUGAAAAGUAACAGUACCAGUUUAGGAUAGAGGAAUUCAGAGUGUUUCAUCUUUGGUUUAUGAGUUAUGAAAGCUUGACUUUGUUCUAGGCUUCCUGUUCCCAAAUGAGCCAUAUGUCAUUAUAUUCCCUCAAUUCUUAUCAAUUUCAGUUUGCUGAAAAGGAAACAAUUUAUACACUGAGUCUAAAAUCCGAAAGCGUAAAGGUUUUCUUAAACUGUUGAAAUACAGUAUCUGCUAUAAAGGAUGUUACUCAGCUUUCUGCUCCUAAGCCAAACAGUAUUUGUCUUCAAUGUGAAAUUUAACUGUAAAAAUUACUUAUAAUGUCAAGAGAUUAUAGAAACAUAUUGUUAAUAAAAUGGACCUGGGUCUAAGAUUUAUUUUUAUUCUUCAAAGGGGAGUGUGAAGCUGUUUAUUCUUCUGUUUACACUCGGGUUUUUCUUUCAACUUUAGUUUUUCAUCUUCUUAUUUCCACUGAUACGAAAAUAAUUCUUUUCAUGAUUUUAUUGAUGUAGCAUAAUCAAGUGUAACCUAUGACUAAAUUCUUUGCAUUUAUAGCUAAGGCUAUUUUUUAAUUAAUGUUAUAUUCCUAGGAAGUGUUUAGUCUUCUGUGAACCUGAAGCAUUCACUUUUGAACCUGGUAAGGUCCUCAAAGAAGGAACACUGUUGUCCUCUUCUAACCAUAGUAAAUUCCGUAACAAACAAGAGUAAGGACCACUGAUGCAUAGAACACUCAAGCCAAAGAAUCACCACAGAAUUUAGUAAUUUUAGUUCUGUGAACAUGAAAAGAUUUCUUUUUUGGUUCCCAAAGGAGAAUAUAUAUGUUUUUCAGCAAGGAAGAAAAAUAAUACGUUAAGUAUCAUUAAGAACAUUUUUCAGAGACUGAAUUCCAAAUCUGAGCUGGGAAAGGAACAAAAAAUAGGGUGACUUUGUAAGCGACAUGUAUGUUUUUAAGGCAUCUUACCAGUUGACAGUAUUUUUCAUGAAAACCACAUGCACCUUAUAAAACAUGUUUUUAACCCUUAAUGUAAUCUUGUUUGCAUAUCUAAAAAGGACAUGAAAUGCUUGUACUGGUAUACAGAUCCUAUAAGUAGUUAAUUUUGAGCUACUUACACAAUAUCCCCAAAAGCUCACAGUGCCUUGUUGGGAUUUUUUUUUCCCCCAUGGAAAAGCCAUUAUUUAAAUUGAGUGGGGGAGGAUAUGUCUUUAAAGAGAGGUAGUCAGCAGUUCAAGGCUAGUCCUCUUCAAGAACAUAUCAGGAUUAAGUAGUGGCAUGUGGAAACACUGAUAAUCCUUUCCAUGCUGUUGGUUCGGAUCAUUAUUCCUGCAUAUUUAACUCCGUUUAUGGUAGACGUGUACUCAGAUGUACAUCUAAUCAUUCAGUGGGAUUUGUAUGUACUUUGCAUUCCUACAUUUUCAUCCCUACUGUCCCAACCUAGUAGCCCUACGAUGUGGCUUGGUGAAUGGCACUGAGCCUUGAGACACUCACUACAUGCUUCUGGAUGUUUGCCCCGAGCCUGAGGGAGGCUUCUAUUCCGAAUGGUGUGUGUCAGUCCUUUUUUGUUUGAUGGUGCCUUCAGAAUAAUGAAUAAUAUUUCUGUUUCUGGACAGUGAUAAAUCUUAUGAGAAAUAUGUGUAAGUUAUAUAGUUUCUGUCCUUUUUAGCUAAACCUGUGAAAUACUUUGGCUCUGAUACAACUUGACUUGAAUAAUAUCAUACCCUGGGUCUUCCUCCAAGGCAGUACAUAUUUCUGCCAGUACUGUAGUAAUCUUUUGAGAACUACAUGUGGGUAAGCACUCGUAUGUAAGCCAUUAUCCUGCUGUAGCUAAUGCAUACAAACAGUUCUUCUCCUUACACUUAUAGUCUAAAAGCAGAUAUGUAGUGGGAAGGAAAUUCCCAACAGUUUCCAGCAUAGCUUUGUCAAUUCAGACUGAGCCAUACUGUUUCCCACAAGGGCUCAACACACAGCCUGUUGACCGUGCUUUCAGUGUAUGUUCAGAUUCUCCUUUUAUUGGUUUUCCUAGACUGUACUGUUGUAUAAGCAAAUGCCCAUGUGUGAUUUUUAUGAUGUGCUGGGGAAGAAUAAAACAAUACCACAACCAC